AUGGUUAUGCUGGAUCAGGAAGAUCUGAAGAAGCUCAAAGAGGCCUACGAGUUCUGUGGUUCAUUUUUGCAUGAUCUCUUUUUCUGGAUUCUGCCUCCAGGUCGCUGUGACCUGGACAUAGAAAGUGGAAGUUUGAUCAUCAACAAUCUGACGUUGGAUGACAGCGGCAGCUACACCUUUGACAUCAACAACAGCGUUCUUGACAAAAAGAAUCUCCGGGUUAUCAAACCGGUUCCAAAACCCACGGUAUCCUUGGACUGCAACAAUGAGAAGACCGUCUGUAAUCUCACCUGUGAAGCCAACAUCACCUCUGAGUUUGGACCUGUCACUUAUACAUGGGAAACAGGAGACACAGAGCUGUCCAACGACAAGGAGCUGAGCUUAACAACGGACAAUAAGGAGAGCUCCUUCUCCUGUAUGUUGAGAAACCCCAUUAGCAUCAACUCCAGUGAAGAAGUAUCAAAGCCGGCGAGUGGGGAGAAUUUUAAAUAUACUGCUCUGACUGUAAAGCUCCUGAUUAUAGCACUGAUUCUGGUUGGGACUGGCCUUUUUGCUGCAUGCAAAAAACACGUGUCGCGUAUUGACUCACCUGCUGAAGAGUUGGAUCUGAAGCAGCUCACAUCUCCUCCGCUGCCAAUGGAGGACUAUGAAAACGAUGAAGAGAACUUCAUGGUCCAUCGUGACGAAGACCCUCCCUGGGCUCCACGCAAUUAUUUAGACAAAGUGGUGGCCGUUUACAGCUACAGCGGUAGCAAAGACGAUGAGCUCUCCUUCCAGCAGGGGGCGAUCAUCUACGUCACCGAAAUGAGCGACAACGGCUGGUUUGACGGCGUGAUGAACGGGAGCACCGGGCUCUUUCCUGGCAACCACGUGGCGUCCAUCAUUCACUAGGCAACUAAGCCUGAACAACAAUGCAUCUCCGUCGACUUUAAUAUC
This is a messenger RNA of Poecilia latipinna (sailfin molly), 936 nucleotides long. RefSeq names its product SLAM family member 9-like. Bases 1 to 891 code for a protein of 296 amino acids. The transcript is spliced from 7 exons. Lineage: Eukaryota; Metazoa; Chordata; Actinopteri; Cyprinodontiformes; Poeciliidae. Gene Ontology annotation, molecular function: protein binding. The record is from RefSeq and is a predicted model, not a curated record. Gene Ontology annotation, cellular component: membrane.